CACAAUGGCGUCUCAAGACGGAGGUGCGAAAAAACUGAAAGAGUUGCGCGUUGUUGAUUUAAGAAGAGAAUUAGAGAACCGAGGACUCGACAAGACAGGAGUUAAAGCAGUUUUGACAGAAAGGUUACAAAAGGCUUUAGAAGAUGAAGGAGAGGACCCGAAUGAAUUUAUAUUUGAACCAGGAACUGAUUCACCUAAAAGAUCAACUCCUGCAGCUCUUACUAAGAAGACAGCACCAAGGUCAGGUGUCAAAGGAAAAGCAAAAGAGGAUGGAGAUGAGGAAGAAAUGGUAGACGAUUCCCUGCUAGAGGAAGACUUGGACCUUGAAGAUGAGAUUGGGAACAUAGAUGAUGCAGAUAUGGAACUGCUGGAAUCAGAAAUGCAGGUCAUAGACCAGGAAAUGGGAACACCAGAGACUGGUACCGUUGAUGAAGAGAUGGUUGAGGAUCAAAAGACUACAGGGAAGAAGGAGGAAGAGAAACCUUCAGUGGAGCCAGCAGCAGCAGAUAAAGCACCUGAAAAAUCUGCUCCUGCUAAGACAGAGGAAGAAAUGCCAAUGGAAACCAACGAGGAAGCUGCCGUUUCCGUACCAACAGUGAAGGCUGAGCAGGUUACUCCAACCAAGGAGGUUAAGCAAGCUCCUCCAGCCAAGGAGGUUAAACCAGUACCCCUAGUCAAGGAAGUCAAGCUCAAGGAGGAACCUGUUACAUCGCCUGCUCCUGUCAAUGAGAAAGCUCCAGCUGCCAACACUGUGGUGAAAAAGGAAGACACUGGUAUUCCGCCAGACCCAGCCACUGUUGUCCCCUUGGUCCCCCUUACAGUGGAGGACAAGAUACGAAUGGAUACUUCUCAAGGGAUACAGACAGAGGAGAACGAAUCCUUGGAUGUUCAUGUGGAUGACACACAAAAUGACCUGGAUGCUGACCUUCUUGGUUCAGAGAAAUCCAGCCAGGAAAAGAAAGAUCCUGCAUCGACAGAUGCCAAAGCUGAAGAAAAGAAAGAAGGUGAGGAGCAAGCUGUGGUCAAGGAUGGGGAGACGAAAGUGGAGCCUACAACCCCUGACACUGAGGCAAAGGAAGUUUCAUCUGUAUCACCAGGAAAAGAUGCAAAAGGAGAGAAAAAAACAGCUGAUAAGAAGGAUGAAAAUGACACCAGCAAACCAGCUUCUUCCUCCAGCACUGCUAAGAGCAGUACAGCAACAAAAGAUCAGAAAAAGGAUGAGAAGGGAAGUAGUGGGGCAGGGCGUAACCUGUGGGUGAGCGGACUUUCCUCUUCCACUCGGGCGACAGACCUCAAGGCAUUGUUCAGCAAACAUGGCAAGGUGGUAGGUGCUAAGGUGGUGACAAAUGCAAGGAGCCCAGGCUCCAAAUGCUAUGGAUUUGUUACCAUGUCAACAGCUGAUGAGGCUACAAAAUGCAUACAGCAUCUUCAUCGUACUGAACUCCAUGGCAAAAUGAUUUCUGUUGAAAGGGCAAAGAACGAGCCUGGUGCACAGGUGAAGGGUGCAACAGCCGCAGGAUCGACCACUAGGAAGCCAGAUGCUAGGUCUCCUGCUGACAAGAAGAGUACCACACCUCGCAAAGACGAUCGAGAUAAUGCAAGAGACAGUGAGAAGAAGUCGGACGAUAAGAAGGAUGACAAAAAAGAUACUAAAAGAGACUCCAGGAGAGACCAUAAAUCCUCAAGUUCUCGAAGUGAUGACAAACAUUCAAGUAGCACCAGACGAGACACACAUAGACGUUCAACUGGAUCUGGAUCAGACCGAUCAAGGACUGUUGUGAUGGACAAAUCUAAGGGUGAACCUGUCGUAAGGGUCAGCAGUCGUGACAGGUCAUCUAGUCGUGUGUCCAAGUCACCCUCAAAAGCGAAGUCGACUACAUCCACAGACCAGAAAUCCCCAGCAGCUGCUAAAUCUGGUUCAGGUUCUGGUUCCAAGGAAGGAGAGUCUGCCAAAAAAGAGGACACUAAGGAUGCUCUUUCCUUUGAUAAAAUACAGGAGGAGAGGGAACGCGAACGUCUGCGCCAGAGAGAAAGGAAGCUUAGGGAGGAAGAGAGGAUAAAGAAACAGGAGAUCGAAUUUGAGAAACGUCGCCAGCGUGAUGUUCACAUGAAACAGCGUGCAGAGGCCAUCCGACUUGCCAGGGAAAGGGAACGUCUUAGGAAAGAAAGGGAGCUUCUCGAGAGGGAACGCAUGGAGACUCAGCGACUAGAGCGACUUCGUGCAGAGCAGAUGGAACGGGAGCGCCUUGAGAGAGAACGAGAAGAAAAGAGACGACUUGAACAACUGAGACAAGCAGAGGCAGAGCAGCGACGAGCAGCCCUUAAGCGCACCUAUGAAUCACGAGGUUCCCGAGACAAUGACUGGUCACAGCCAAAGCGUGCCAACAGAUUCAAUGAAAAUGAAACAAGGGAUAAGAGUGGUAGAGACAAUAGACAGAACCGUGACAAUACUAACCGCUUUAAUGACCGUGGGUCUGGCGGUGGGACUUCUGGUGGUGGGAACUUUGAGCGUAAGGUGGAGAGGUAUGAUCGUAGAGAAGUGAAUCGUGUACAGGACAACCGUAACAAUGACAACAGGGGAAGGCAGUUUGAAGACAACCGGAGAAGUGGUGGCCGAGGCGAAGAUAACUUUCGUGAAGAACAAAGAGAUGACCGUCGUAAUGAUGAUAGAUUUGGGAGAUCAUACAACGACAGGAGUGUGAACCAUGCUCAGACACAUGAUGCAGCAAACAGGUCACAUGACAGAAACAAUAUUCGUGAUGAUCGAAGGGACACAGGUUUCAACCGCAACCAGUCUCGGGAUCAUGUAAGGGAGGACCGACGAGGUGUAGAUAUGGCUCAGGAUGACCGGCGUGGUGGAAACAUUAGGGACAAUCAGAGAGAUAACCGAAAUAUGGGGGCUGUUGGAGGUGGACACAACAUGAGGGUGACAUCUCCACGACACACAGACAACAGAGGUGAAUGGAAGUCAGAACGAGAUACACGCCAACAGGGUGACUCUCGGGUAGUUGUUAGAGGUCAGAACAACAUGGCUGGAGGAGGACGGGACAGCUGGCAAGGUGGUCAUGGUGGGGGACAUAGUGGUGGUCAUGGGAGCUACUCUAAUGUAGUCCAGGAUGACCGUAACCGUGGUAGCAACAAGGGUUUCAGUGGCCACAAUAGUGGUGCAGGCCUCUUAGGAAAUGCUCCACAGAGUCAGAAUCGUCAGUGGGGAUCAGGCACAGACAAUCGUAGCAAGAUGGACGGCAACUGGUCAACACACAACAAUAUGGAUCAACGUGUCACUCCACAGCAGCAGGACCGCUGGUCAGGGGGAGUGACAAUACAACAGGAGGCAAGACCCACAAGCUUCACACAGCCUGUUGCCACUGGCCUUAUCAGUGUCCCUCCCAAUGUGUACAUGACAUCUGUUCCUCAACAGUCCGGGAUGAUCAUAGGCAAUAUCACAACGGGGCGUCAACCUGAGCCACGGUUUGACGCUUACAAAAUGCAGACAGGAACAAUGAGACGGACAUACUGAGAACUGUUAAUCUGUAAAAAGCAAACAAUGAGAACUAGCAAUUAUUUUGGUAUAAAGUUUGUGAUUUUAUUUUCAGCAUAUGAUGCUUGUGAAUUAAAGAACAUUAUUUGUUGCAUUUUUAGGGCAGAAUUUGUUAAAGCAAGGCUUUCUCAAGUUUUCAAGGUAGUCAUCAUGAUCAUAAACUUUGUAAAAAUAUUGAUCGCUACAGUUCCAAAGACCCAAGAUUUGAUCAUUGUUCACAAUUUCAAGAGCAUUAUCAUUGAAAUAAAUCAUGAAUGAAAGGGGAAAAAAACAUUGAUUCACUUUUAAUGCAAUCUGUGAGGGUAUUUGAUAGGUUGAAAAAAGAAUUCCAUUCUGUUUUUGUCUAUAGGUGUAAAUGUGUUUUGUGUGCCAUUAAGAAUUUGGUGGGAUUUGUUUUCUGUUUUAUGUUUGUACUUGUGAAUGGAAAUCAAAAUAAUUGUAUGACAUUUUUAAUUCAUCCUCGUCAAUCAUGUUUAUGUAAAUAUAUUUGCAUUUUAUUAUCUGGGGUUCCAUAUCAUAUGGAGAACAGUGUUAUGUUUUCAGGUGCCAAUUGAAUUUUAUCAAUCCAGAGACUUAGUAUUUGAAGCAAUUUUAAAGAUCAGCUGACAUUUUCCAUACCAUAUUGUAUAAUCACUUGUCAGUGAAUUCUACAAGUUACCCAUUACUUUGUCAUAGUUGGAGGCCAUUAGAAAGAUACUUAAAUCCAGGGACAGACAUCCAAGAAUCAUUUCCAAUAUUUAUAGAUGAAUUCCAUUGAAUACCACAUUCAUAAACACGACCAAUUAUCAUCCUGCUGUUAUCAAAUAUGUGUGAAGAUUUUCUUUGUAUCAGUUCAGCAGUCACUACAUCAUCAUUCUCAACCAUUUAUCAUCAGUAUCAGGAUGUCAGCUUUAUGAUGUUUGUCAUUGGAAGUGAAAAUAAACAUGUCUAAAGAAAU
This is a messenger RNA of Ylistrum balloti, 4478 nucleotides long. Its product is annotated as scaffold attachment factor B1-like. Gene Ontology annotation, molecular function: sequence-specific DNA binding; RNA binding. NCBI's taxonomy places the organism in Eukaryota, Metazoa, Mollusca, Bivalvia, Pectinida, Pectinidae. The record is from RefSeq and is a predicted model, not a curated record. Gene Ontology annotation, biological process: regulation of transcription by RNA polymerase II; regulation of mRNA processing. Gene Ontology annotation, cellular component: nucleus. The coding region runs from base 5 to 3520 and encodes 1171 amino acids. The transcript is spliced from 20 exons.